Bemisia tabaci is the source of this 2565-nucleotide messenger RNA. It is a transcript of the gene shams, whose product is annotated as glucoside xylosyltransferase 1 shams. Gene Ontology annotation, molecular function: UDP-xylosyltransferase activity. The record is from RefSeq and is a predicted model, not a curated record. Gene Ontology annotation, biological process: protein O-linked glycosylation via N-acetylgalactosamine. Lineage: Eukaryota; Metazoa; Arthropoda; Insecta; Hemiptera; Aleyrodidae.
CCUCCAAACUCUCUGGAAUACAGUUCGAGUAAAUUCCAGACACAAAAGUUCCAAAUCAGCGUUUGCGUUUUUCCUUUUCCAAAGGUUUUUUUCGUUAUAUUCGAUAUUGUGGGUCUUAAAAAUUUACUCCCUUCAUUUUGUGUUUUCAAUCAUGCACCAAGUUGUAGAUGUCACCAUUAAUGGCACUUUGUUCAUGUUCCUAAUUUAUGUGUACGCCCUAUUUCGAAUGACUGGCAGCUAAGAUUUAAGAAUGUAGUUGAUCAUAAAGCAAUUCAGUCAUUUUUUCCGCACAGGAAAACACCCAGCAUGGCGUCCAAGUUUAAAGUAAGAAAGAAACUUUAUGUUUUUGUCGCUCUUGCAAUCAUCGGCUUGAUCCUUUUUACCAAAGAUUUUUCGCCGAACGUUGAAAGCGCAAUGGAGGACCAUAAAAAAGAACGUCAGGUUCUAGAGAAACCUCAAGAAUUCGUACUAGGUGUUGUUGCGUGUGGGAAUAGAACUGAAGAAGCCCUCGUGAUGAUAAAAUCUGCCUUAGUGUUAAAAUCAACAAUGCUUCUUAAACUCCUAGUGGUGACUGAGGAGCCCUCAAAAAAGUUCUUUGAAGAAAAGCUCACCCCAUGGGUCAUUUUGAUGAAUGAUACAUUUACUUUUGAAAUUCAUUUAGUUUCUUUUCCGUCAACUCAUGAAAAAGAAUGGAGACACAUGUUCAAAUUGUGCGCUUCCCAACGACUGUUUUUUCCUGACUUGUUACCACACAUAGAUUCUUUGCUGUAUGUCGAUACAGACACACUAUUUUUAACACCUCUAACAAAUAUAUGGAAACAUUUUUCUUUGAUGAAUUCCACCCAGCUUGCAGCCCUUGCACCUGAGGGUGAGGACGAGAACGUUGGCUGGUACAAUCGUUUUGCCCAGCACCCUUACCCUGGAAGACUAGGUCUUAAUUCUGGAGUGAUGCUCAUGAAUCUUACUCGAAUGAGAACCAUGGGAUGGACCAAGUAUCUUGCUCCAAUUUAUGAAGAGUUCAAGCACAAACUCACUUGGGGAGAUCAAGACAUCAUCAAUAUCAUAUUUUCUUAUCAUCCAGAAUGUCUGUACAUGUACCCAUGCUCGUACAAUUUUCGAUCGGAUCAUUGUAUAUAUACAAGUAUCUGCCUGGAUGCAGAAGAAAAUGGUAUUAAUGUUAUGCAUGGCUCGCGUGGGGCAUUCCAGAAAAAGCAGCCCGCUUUCAUGGCCGUGUAUAAAGCUUUCAAGGAGUAUCAGCUUGGAACGGAUCCUUUUCAGAAUCUCAUGCUUCCAAUGCAAAACAAUCUUGAUGCAGCUGAUGUCAGUUCGACCAACUGUGGGAAAAUCAGACACGUGUACUUGAAAAACUUGGCCUCCUUCUUCCAGCAAAAAUUCCGUGUCAGGUAGCCUUUGACGAGGGAAUUGGAUUUCUUUUGUUUACUACAACCGAUCUCAUGUCGAAUUGUUGGUACAGUAGAGCCUUAAUUAUCAGCCCCAGUGAAGUGAGUGUCCUGUCCAAACCAAAUCAUGAAAAAUCCAGAUGAAUGAUAUAGUCAUGAUAAUUGGAAAAUUAUUUUAAAAAAUAUUUCAAAACCAGAAAAGUGCGAAGAUUUAUAUUUAGUUGCAUAUUUAAAUAAAACUCUUUCUCCCCUUACCUUCUUAUGGUUCAAUGGGGGAUGAUGGGGUUGAUGAGAUUUACAUUUAGUUGCAUAUUUAAAUAAAACUCUUUCUCCCCUUACCUUCUUAUGGUUCAAUGGGGAAUGAUGGGGUUGAUGAGAUUUACAUUUAGUUGCAUAUUUAAAUAAAACUCUUUCUCCCCUUACCUUCUUAUGGUUCAUGGUUCUUAUGGAUGAGUUUCAAUGGGGUCUGUUGUCUAUCCUCUUCAACAGUUGCAUGCAACUCAAUGGGUGACUCAUCUGCAACUGAUGUAGAAGAUGAUUAGCUUACCCCACCAAAACCCACCUGCAUUUAACUAUAAAUCAAUGAGGGAAGUAAGAAGUUUUUGACGUCUGUUACUUAAUGUAAUUAUUCAUGAUUCCUGCACUUCGAUAAUCCAGAUUGAGUUUUAAGUGCGUUUUCUCUCUAUAUUCAUCAAAACAAAGCUAGCUUUAUUAAUGCAUUGCGAUGUCAUCCAACAAACCAUUUCUCUGGCCUGGAUGUUGAUUUUUUACCAAACAUCCAUUCCGCAAAAAUUAUAGCUUCACAUCAGGAAUUGGUGCCAAAAAACGCUGAAAAAUGGGGCUGAAUAAUCAAGGCUCUACUGUAGGUCGAAAAUAUUUUUAUUGACUUGUUAUCUUCACUUUUCAGUUCUUUUUAAUCUUUUUAGACGCAAAAUAAAAAAGAACUCUUUCAUUUGCCACUGAAAGUGGAUUCUCAUUUGUGUGUACAGGUCCUUAGGUUGCAGUUGUAAAAAAUGCAAUGUCUAAGUUUUCUGAAGUCUUUCAUCUAUGAGGCACUUUGUGUGAGGGGAACCACAGGGUUUAAAAAUCUUCCAAAUGUAGCUGUGAAAAUGUUUUUUUUAUUGUAAUAACAAUACCUUGUAAUAUUGUAAAUUUUUGCGCAAAA